Cyclopterus lumpus (lumpfish) is the source of this 360-nucleotide messenger RNA. RefSeq names its product cytoplasmic dynein 1 intermediate chain 2-like. The coding region runs from base 40 to 360 and encodes 106 amino acids. The record is from RefSeq and is a predicted model, not a curated record. Lineage: Eukaryota; Metazoa; Chordata; Actinopteri; Perciformes; Cyclopteridae. The transcript has 4 exons.
AUUUCUGACAGACGACUCGAGUCGACUUCACCCGACAAGAUGGAGGAGGCAGCCGGAACCGCUGGAUCCAACAAGGUGGAGGCCAAGAAACGGCAGAAAAGAAACAAGGUUCGAGGACCGGGCCGCUCCGGCAGGAAGAACAAAGAAAAAGAGAGGAAGAAGAAGAGAGGAGAAAGAAGAGGGACGAGCGCCCCGAGCGUUAAGGAGGACGAGGAUGAGGAGAGGAAAGGUGACGAAGAGAUGGAGGAGGUGGAGGACACCGGCAGCCAAUCAGAGCAGAACGUCCCCGUAGAGGCCGGCGGAGAGGCCGGCGUAGAGGCCGGCGGAGAGGCCGGCAGGCCGGCGGAGAGGCCGGCGUAG